Molecule: messenger RNA, 1501 nt
Organism: Boeremia exigua
Lineage: Eukaryota; Fungi; Ascomycota; Dothideomycetes; Pleosporales; Didymellaceae
Exons: 1
Coding region: 285-1205 (306 amino acids)
Source: RefSeq, a predicted model, not a curated record
CAUCGCUCUUUCCACCUCUCACCUCUUGCCUUCAAACGUUGUCGCGCCUUCCUCUUGCGCCCACUUGUUCAACUCUGGUGGUCUCUCACCUCGUCCACACUAUCUAUCACCUCCAUCAGCCUCCCCAUCAUCACGACCAACACACCUCUUAGCCGAGCAUCUACCUCACCGUCGCUAUCGGCCAUUUAGCCGCGCUUGUCGCAUGCUUCGUGUCUGGUCAACUAGACAGACUUUUGUAUCCUUGCACUGCAUCUCACUUCUGAUCUACUAAACAAACAGUCACCAUGGGUCUCAACUACUAUGCCUCGUCGCCCACCGUCGUCCUGCAACCACAGCAACCGCAGGGCUACUUCUCACCUCACCAGCGCGCCCACUCGCCGUCAACCAAGGGUAAAUUUCGCCCAAAGCAUCCUACUCCACCGUCGCUCAAUUAUCUAGCUGCUGUAUCCAAUGCCACAGCUGGGCGCAAACGAUCCAUUGCCGACGUCGACGACCCCGAGGAGAACCAACCCAUUGGAUCUGUCGCUAUCCCUGCCCCUGUCAAGUCUCGGGGUGAGCCUGUCUAUGGCCCAGGCAUGACUCUCGUCUACCCUGACGACCCAGGUUACAGCAUCGCGGCCGAGUCGCAAUCCGGCACGUGGUAUGAAGAGAAGAUCGAAACCGAAGAGAAGGCUGCGGCUCGUCCAAUCGCAGUCUCGCGCAAGUCGCAACGCAUCAGUCCGUCUCGCGAUGUCAUAGUCCCAUCACUCAACGACAUGAACGCGCAGAUAAGCGAGGCAGUCAUCGAUGACAAUGGCAACACUAUCAACACACUCAUCACCUCGCUUGGAGUCGGCUGGAAGAAUGUCAUGACCAACCCCAACCUGCGCGACCAAGCCCGCGCGUAUGCUCGUUUCAUCGAGCGUCAUUUCGACUUCACUGACGUGAUUGUCAUGCUGGAGAAGGAAUCACUCAACGCUUAUCUCGUGCGCGCCAAGCAGAAUGGUGCUCAAGGCUACUGGUUGUUCUCCGAUACCCUCAAGUGGUGCCAGCUUGUGGGCUGGUCUCUAGAACACGCUGUUCCGAACCUUAUGUGUGGACCUGUACCUCACUGUGAGGGCGAGCGCAUCAAUGCCCGCGACUCUUCCCCGUCAGAACCCGCAACACCUCCCCAGCAAACCGUCAGCGCACCCAUUGCCGUCGCUGGUGACGCAAUGGAGAUGUGAUAGCAUCCGACUUGCACCUUCUCUUCCCUUUUCGGCUCUUUGAACCAUGUACGGACGCGUCUCGGUUUCACUUCUCAUGUUUCUAUCUGCGCUUCACGAUCUACUGGUUUCUUCUACUCAGCGACCCGGCGUUGGCAAUGGAUUGGAUGGGCUCACUGGGGUGGAUCAUCUCUAUGUACUGUAUAUUAUCAUGCUUGCUCACACUGCGACAGCUAGAUCGUGGUUCGAUCGCGUCGCAGACCCCGUCGCCACUAAAAGCUACAGGCACCAUCAAUGAACAUAUAAUCACCGUGACA